This is a messenger RNA of Toxotes jaculatrix (banded archerfish), 1456 nucleotides long. RefSeq names its product platelet-derived growth factor receptor-like (gene pdgfrl). The record is from RefSeq and is a predicted model, not a curated record. NCBI's taxonomy places the organism in Eukaryota, Metazoa, Chordata, Actinopteri, Toxotidae. The coding region runs from base 191 to 1291 and encodes 366 amino acids. The transcript is spliced from 6 exons.
UAUUUUCCCUUUUCCUCUCAAUCUGUGAGGAGGAUGGAGCUGGAAAUCUAAACAGGGCAGCUGGAGCCUGCAGAGUUCCAGCGAAGCUCCGAGCCUGACCUCCUUUCCUACUAAGCCCGUCACCAAACCUCCCUGAUCUCUCUGGCCCCUGCGGAGCAGUCACUCCUCCGACCAUCCCCAUCAGCACGCCAUGAAGACCUGGGUUGUGCUUUGCCUGGCACUGCUGUGGUUGGAGCUUCACAAUGGUGACUGCCAACAGUUCAAGAGAAGAAAAGACGUGGGAGAGAAUCGAAUCAGACCAAUGGGGAAGCGGGUGAAGAUGAGACCCCCCAAACCAAAGGAUGGAGGGGGGAAAGCCCAGUCCCUGCUGACCCAGGUCUUGGAUAAGGGCCGCUUCCUUCGCCUGGGCCAGAGCACAACUCUGCCUCCAGGGAGGAACAUAGAGCUGCGCUGCAAAGGCAACAACAUCGGAUGGUCGUACCCGACGUACCUGGACACCUUCAACGACUCACGCCUCAGCAUCAAGCAGAGCGACAAGUACAGUCAGCUGAUCCUUACGUCACCCUCUGCGGCCGACACAGGGUCCUACAGCUGCUGGGUGAUAGUGUGUGAUGGAACAGAGUGUGAGAAGGACCAUGAUCGUGCUUAUGUCUCAUACAUCUAUUUCACAGACAAAGACAACCUCUUCGUCCCCUCUGCCAUCCACUUUGAGAUCGUGUACCAGCGCCCUGACAGUCCCGCUGUGGUGCCCUGUCGUGUGACUGACCCACAGGCUAAGGUGACCCUGCACAGUGAAGUCCCUGCAAAGGAAAUCACAGCCAACGACACCCAGGUGACCUAUGACCCCACCAAGGGGUUCGUCCUGCAGAACCCCAGUCCAGACCUCCAGGGAGUCUUUUAUUGCAAGGCUGUGACCAAAGGCACCCCUCAGAUCUCUACAAAGUACCAGCUGCUCUAUGUGGAGGUUCCCAGUUCUCCCCCAUUUGUGAGCCUAGAAGCGUCUCCAGAGUCUGUGAGAGGAGGCGACAACGUUAAUGUAACCUGCACCGUGCUGGGGGAGCCAGAGGUGGACGUGAGCUUUAAGUGGUCUUAUCCCGGUCAGGACCAUCGUCCUGUUCGCAUCUUAACUUCCUGGAGGCUGGUGAACAGGGGGUUGGGUCACAUCACACGGGUCUCCCAGAGUGUCUUGACUGUAGAGGACAUGGAGACCAUUGACUUUGGAAACUACAUCUGUAAAGCCAAAAACCCACAUGGUGAGACAAUUGUGGCAAUCAACGUCAUCUCCAAAUAGUCCCAACAGCAGGCCCUGUGUCAUGUCAUGUUUGAUGUUGGAGUGAUUCUUAUAUGUUGUAGAGAUAUAACAGUAUCACACCAGGUGAAAUCAACAUGUAGAUACUUUAAAAUUGAUGUAUUUUUAGACUACAGCUGUUAAUAACAAUAAAGAUUUGCUAUCUAA